Molecule: messenger RNA, 3646 nt
Organism: Electrophorus electricus (electric eel)
Lineage: Eukaryota; Metazoa; Chordata; Actinopteri; Gymnotiformes; Gymnotidae
Biological process (GO): regulation of gene expression
Cellular component (GO): nucleus
Source: RefSeq, a predicted model, not a curated record
GUACACUUCGUCUCGAAUGUAAAAAGAAACUAUUCUGUAUUAAUUAACUAAAAUAAAGUUUAUUGUAAUUGCACCGAAUGUCAUCAUGGAUGAAUAUGGUGGUUUUAAAACCCAGUUCACAUCAGUUAUGGAAAAUGUGCUAAAGACAGCUGUCGGUGAGACAACGAAACUCUUCGAGCGCACUUUGCAGCAAAUGAAAGCCGAGUUAGUUCAUUUGAGGCAAGAGAAUGCUGAUUUAAAGACCGGUGUUUUUUCUCGACAAUAUUUAACAAGUCAAGCAGGGAAUGGAAGUCCAAGAACAGACCAUGCGCAAAGUGUGUCUAAAUGCGAUACUGGUGUACAGUGUGAAAAGCCCAUCAUGGUUGAAAAAUGUUGCAGUCCAGCCUUAUUUAAUGAACGCAGUCUUCGAUUACAAGACAUUACCAAUGAUCGUCUUGUAGAUAUGUGUUCCAACGCUUCUGAAGAUGGAAACAGACAGCUUGCUUUGCUUCUCAUUAAAAAAGAGCCCCAAGACACUGACUGUGAUGAAUAUGCCCCUGGAUACUUUUUACUGAAGCAAGAGGGUGCUGAGCCAAUAUUGGUUCGCAAGGAGCCCUUUAAAGACACCAUGGAAAGAGUUUUGAUUCCCUCAAAAUUCCAAACAUUGAACAGAUGCAAUGGAAACCCCAGAGAAAUCUCAACCACUAAUACAGCCUUAUCAGAGACGACAGCUUCCUCUAGUCACAGAGUGGACUCCUUGAGUAGAGUUCCCCAAUCUGUGAAUACAUCUAGAUUAAGAGAAGAUUUGGCUUCACAUAAUGAUACAAAAAGACAAAACGCCUCCAGACCAGCAAAAUCAACUGUACCAGAGCUACCAGCUUAUGCAACUCAGCAGGCUCAUUCUACAGUUAGCUUAUCUACACCAAUAGACCCCCUAUCUAACAAACUACAUCAGAUGUCAGCACUUAGAGAGGAGAAACAACAAACAGAUACAUUAGAUCAUCUUCCCACAAAUCAGCCCUCUGAGCUACAUGCUCAGCUCAGAACCCUUCAAACCCAGCAACUUGUUCAAAAUAUCCAGAAUCCAAAUACAGUGACACAUCUUGGUCCACAACUUAUUCCUCGACAACAGAAACCAAUUACAGAUCCUUGCCAAUCUGUCCAGUCAAUUCAAGCCCCAGUGGCAACUACAGAAAAAGCAGUUUCACCACCCUCAGCUGAUCAAGAAAUGACACUAUUAGGUGAGUCUUCUUCUCGGGCUCCACAACGUGCUGUCUCUUCACCUCAAAAUUUGAUUUCUUCUGUCGAGAACAUGACUUCACUAGGUUGUUUUCUAGGUCCUCAGUGUCAGACUCCAUUUUCUCCAGACCAUCACACAGUUGCACCUGGUCAGGUAUCUAUUCCCCUGUCCCAUAUUCCAUCUCUACCAAACCAGGUUCCAAUUCCACCUGCACAAGGCCCCAUUCUACCUAUUCAUGUUCCAACUCCACCAGCCCACGUUCCUGUUCCAUCAACUCAAGUGCACGUCCAAUCAAAUGAUAUACUUCCACCUCAGAGUUUAGAUAUCCCAGUCCACUUUCCUUUAGUGCCUCCUCACAAUCUGGCUCCAUUAGCCCAGCCACCUUAUCCUCCGAAUCAAAUUCCAUUUCCUCCACCAUACAUUCCAGCUCAAUCAAUGAGGUCUUCGGUUCCUCCAGUUUCAAUUCCCCAGACUAAUACUCCAUGUGCACUAGAGCAUAUACCAGUUACAUCCCACUAUCAAAUCCUGUCUGAUCCUCUCUGUUCAUCUCCAGACCAGUUUUUUCAUCCACCCGAUAAUGCAUCAGAUUUGCUUCGGUCGCUAAAUCCCACUCCUUUUCACUCAGCAAUUGUGCUAACCCAGCAAGAAGCUGCAUUGGAGCAGCCAUCUAUGAUGCAUUCACAAUCAACUGGGCAAGCUUUGCAGCUGGCUCCACUUCUUACUUUGAAGGAACAGCAAGCAGCAGCUUCCAAUCAGGGAAAUGUUCCCAAGAGAGGGCCUACCUUGCCUGUGGAAAUCUCUGUGCCAUCAGUUAAUAAUUUUGAGCAAAAUAUUCAGAGGUUUCCCCCUUGCUCAAGUCCAGCUAUCAACUCUGAUGACACUGACUCUGUCAUCAUGGAAAUGCACAGUGAAGAAGACCCUAUAGAUAAUGAGGAUAGCCUUCCUGCAUGCUUGCCUGGAGUGACAGAACAUUAUAAGGUUCUUUCGAAGCCUGAUUCAAAUUUCAGAGUAUUAGAUUCUACAGUAGAGGAACAAAUCUUAACAAUAAACAUGGUCAGGGAUCCUCAGAUAGACAAUGAAGUCAUUGAGCAGAAAGAGGGAUGUGACAUAUCCAGUCAGCUUUGGGAACCAACUGAUUCAUCUGGUGAAUUAUCACAUUCAGCUUUAAGUGUUCCUAUGCAAAACAGGGGUCGCAUAUUCCAGAAAGUUUCACGUAAAGUGCUUGAGAAGAAGACAGAAUGCUCUGAAUGUGGCAGGAUUCUUAGCAAUGCAUCUUCACUGGAGAACCACAUGAGGCUCCACAGAGGUGAGAGGCCAUAUACCUGCUCCCAGUGUGGAAAAGCCUUCCCUAGCGUCCGAGGCCUCAACCGACAUGUAAAAGUCCAUGCAGAAGAGAAGGGGUACAAGUGUGAGGAGUGUGGUAGGAGUUUUGUUUAUCAAUUCACACUGACAAAACACAAACUUAUCCACUCUGGAGACAGACCCUUCCCUUGUAAGAUAUGUGGCAAGAAGUUCUUGGCCAAGGCAGACCGGGCUACUCAUAUGCGUAUGCAUACAGGUGAGAAACCUUUCUUCUGCAGUCAAUGUGGGAAGUCAUUCAAGCACAGAGUUGCACUGAACAUGCAUAUGCAGGGACACAGAGGUGAAAAGCGCUAUGUGUGUCCCCACUGUGAGAAAGGCUUUGUGGAUUUAGGUAAUUUUAAGAGACAUAAGCGUAUUCACACAGGGGAGAAACCAUUUGAAUGCAAAGAAUGUGGUAAACGUUUCACUCAGUCAGCACACCUAAAGAAACAUGUUAACACACAACAUAUAGUACCAAGAACAAAAUAGAUAUUUAAUCAUGCGAUAUAUACCAUGAGAAGAACAAGUCAGUAAAUUGCUUAGUGAGAACAAAUGUUUGUAAAUUCAUUGUCGACGUGUUGCUCAUUAAAUUAAGUAAAUAUUUCUAGUAAUUUUGGAACUGUUCUUUGAUUCCCUUUGUUAUCUAUUCAGAGUGGUUCUUCUUUGCUACUGAAUUGGUCAGUGUUAGCACAAAAUGCUCUAAAAUGUUCAUUACUGCCAAGCAGAUGCUGAAACCUUUUCAUUGGUUAAGUUUACAUUUUUUAGUUAUUUUAAGGUUAGUGUAACUGUGUUAUGAUGCUUUUAAGAUGUCAGGUAAUUAAGAACAUCAACAUAAUCAGUUUAAUUUCCAGGAAGGGAAAUGACUAAUAUGUGCUGUUUCUCUAGAAUCUUUUAUUUAUUGUUUCUUUUUUUAUGUACAUAAGGGUUAAAAUCCUUUCAAUCCCUCAGGUCAUAUAAACUGUUUACUAUUUACUGUGAAAAUUGAAAUUAAGGGUGAUUUAUUAAUUCAGAAUUUGAUUUGAACCUGAUAUUCAAACAAUACAAAGUAAAAUGUGAAAUUUUGUGAUCCAUUUUAUCAUUAUUAAA